AGUUUGAGACAUCGUAUUUGUGAGUUAAAUAUUGCAUCAGAAUCCGACCAAUUAACUGUAUGACUAACAAAUAUUCCCUGUGGUUUUGCACGUAAGGAUCGAUAUGGAAAGUCUUGAAUCUUUCUUUCUCCAAUAAUCGGUGCCAAAAGUAUGAAUGUGAACUUCUUUUUUGCGAGAAGGACAUGAAGAAUAUCUUAGACCUGAAUUAUUGUCCAAAAGAGGCAAUUCCUUGGAUUCAGGCAAGUAAUUAAUUUUGCCUGUUUUUUGCUGCGGGUUCGGAUUUGGGUGAAAAACUCAACGGGUGUGGGUGUGAGUUUUGUUUUGCCACAAAAACAGCUUUUGAGUUUGUGUUCGGGUGAUGGUUUCGGAUGCGGGUUUGAGAAGUGUAAAAUCCGCAACCGAUCCUACCCGUCGUCAUCCCUUAAUUGGAAAGACCUAAUAAAAGAGGGCAUUUUCAUUCAUAAACUAAACAGAAAGAUUAUUUUGAUUAAAAAGUUUUCAUGUGAUUGGGUGAAUGAUAAAAAUUGUAGUUUUCUUUUACUUCUUUCACCGUAUGUAUGGAAAGAUUUGUAAAAUGAAGAAAUUCAAAGUAACAUAACAUGAUGCGAUUGUCGUGUUAUUCAGUGAAUCAUAUUAUUACCUUAUCAUCACCAUCACUCCUCCGCCGCCGAUUACGUGCCUCUCUCUCCGUCGCCGGCGAGUCAACCAUGGCGACCACUAACUCACUCCGAGUUGCCGCCGCUCAAAUGACAUCCAUCAACGAUCUCGCUUCCAAUUUCACCACAUGCUCUCGUCUUGUCAAAGAAGCUGCAUCUGCUGGAGCAAAAUUGCUUUGCUUUCCUGAAGCAUUCUCUUUUGUCGGUGCUAAGGAUGGUGACAGUGUUAGAAUUGCACAACCUUUGGAUGGACCAAUUAUGGACCAAUACUGCUCUUUAGCCAGAGAAUCUAGCAUUUGGUUGUCACUUGGAGGCUUCCAAGAAAAAGGAUCUGAUCCACAACACUUGUUUAAUACACAUGUUGUUGUAGAUGACACUGGAAAAAUUCGAAGCACUUACAGAAAAAUUCACCUGUUUGAUGUAGAUGUUCCUGGUGGAAGGGUAUAUAAAGAAAGUAGUUUUACAGAAUCAGGCAAGGAUGUUGUUGCAGUGGACAGUCCUAUUGGGCGUUUGGGCCUUAGUGUUUGCUAUGAUUUGAGAUUUCCAGAAAUUUACCAGCUGCUACGUUUCCAACAUGGAGCACAGAUACUAUUGGUGCCCGCAGCAUUCACUAAAGUGACUGGUGAAGCACAUUGGGAGAUUCUUCUUCGUGCUCGUGCAAUCGAGAAUCAAUGCUAUGUCAUAGCUUCUGCGCAAGCUGGAAUACACAAUGACAAAAGAGAAAGCUAUGGUGAUACAUUAAUUAUCGAUCCAUGGGGGACCAUUGUUGGUCGCUUACCAGAUCGUUUGGCUACAGGAAUUGUGGUAGCUGAUAUUGAUUUAUCAUUAGUUGAUUCAGUAAGAGAAAAGAUGCCUGUUGCUAAGCAAAGGAAGCCAUUUGACUUUUGGAGAGCUGCAUCUCUAUAGUACUUAUUUUUGGAUCAAUAGUCACAAAAGGGUACAAUAUUUAAAUUGGGACUUGUAUGUACCAAAAUAAAAAUAUAGGAUACCCUCAUUUGAUUUUACAAUGUUGGUUGUAUAUUUAUUAUAAAUUGUAAUGAUCAAGAUUAUUGCAGUUUGUGGAAAUAUGUACUGUCUUUUAUCUACAAGUUAAUUGUACAUGCACCUUGAUAAACAGAAUUGAACAACUGUGAAAAUGGGUGCUAAAAGUUACUGUGUAUCAUCUAAAGGAACGUGUUUGGCUGGUAAUUGAGUGUGAUCACUUAUACUUAUGAUGGAA
This is a messenger RNA of Trifolium pratense (red clover), 1875 nucleotides long. Its product is annotated as deaminated glutathione amidase, chloroplastic/cytosolic. The coding region runs from base 600 to 1562 and encodes 320 amino acids. The transcript has 9 exons. The record is from RefSeq and is a predicted model, not a curated record. Gene Ontology annotation, molecular function: hydrolase activity, acting on carbon-nitrogen (but not peptide) bonds, in linear amides. NCBI's taxonomy places the organism in Eukaryota, Viridiplantae, Streptophyta, Magnoliopsida, Fabales, Fabaceae.